CACAUCAGAUAAAAAGGCAAAAAGGGACCAACAUAUAGAGAUAGAGAGAGAGAGAACAGAUAGAGGAAAGAGACACAAUCACAUCACACAUAGAAAAGAGAGCGUGACGGACAGAUCGGAAAAAGUAAAAAAAAAUUGGCUUUGUUUUUCGAUACUCAAUUGUCUUCCUUUCUCCUUAUGCGAUGUUGCUUUGUGGGGGUUUCCCUGAAGAUUUAGCAAGGGAGAUUCUGGUGAGAUUGCCUGUGAAAUCGUUGUUGCGAUUCAAAUGCUGCUGCAAGAACUGGUAUGCUCUUAUCAAAAGUCGUAGUUUCAUUCAACAACAAUUGAAUUGUAGCAAAAACAAACUCCUGAUUUAUGAUAAUGGUGCAUCUCCCAUUCCCUUGAUUAUUUUGGAUGAUCAAAGUCAAGAAAAUAUUCCCCAGAGGUUUAGAGGUAUGGCGACCCUCUUAGGUUCUGUGGAUGGCCUGUUUUAUUUGGAGUGCCAAUUCGAUGAUGAACUAAUCUCGUGUGCAUUAUGGAAUCCUGCCACCAGGGAGGUGAGACCCCUCCCCCUCCCUCCACCCGAAAUCAGUGACGGCUCUCGCCUUGGGUUCGGAUUAGACCCCUUGACUAAGGACUAUAAGGUGGUUCACUUUCGCUACUCCUUUGAUUAUAAUCAUGUAAAUGCAGCAGUCUAUUCCUGUUCCCGAGACUCAUGGAGAAUUUUCAGACCUAAAGAUUCCUAUAAACCCCACUUAUCAAACAAUGAAUGCCUCCAGGGACGCACAUAUGGUACUACUUAUUUGAAUGGAGCUUAUUACUGGCUGCUAUGUGGGAUGGAAAACUGCAGCAUUCUUUUAUUCAACUUUGGGAGUGAGGUGUUUGAAGAGAUUGGAGGACCAGAUGGUCACUCUGUUAGGCUUGUGCCGAAUGCCCCGCAUCUAAUAUUGCUUGAUGAUUCCAUUGCCAUCUUGAGCGGAGUUGACCGUUUUUUUUUUUUUGAUAUAUGGGUAAUGAUCCAACCAGGGGUAUGGAACAAACUUGUUACCUUUCAAUGCUUCACACGCAUUAAGUCUUUCUGUGAUAGCUCUCUCAUUCUGGUAACAAAAGCUUUUCAACUGCUCUCCUAUAAUGUUCGGACAAAUAAGACGAGGCGUCUUGGAUUUCGUCAUUUGGGCCUGAAGGAUGACCUAGAUUUUGGUGGCUGUGGGGUAUAUUGUUAUAAGGAGAGCUUAGUAACAAUUAAACGUGGAGAGGUGGACCAUUUAUUUCCUGACAUAUUUGACUGACUCCUCCAUUGAGCUUUCUAACAAGUGCAUCAGAUGAUAUGCGGCACACUCGCUGAAUCGAGCUUAUACGCAUGUUCACUCAAUCUUUUAUCAUUUUCAUACUUCUGAUUGCUGUCAUAAAGUGUGUGGCAUUGGGCUUAUAAGAUUACUUGAGCAGAUGAUAUGUUAGCACAUUCUCUGAUCUGGGUAAACCCACUCUUCUACUUGGGUGCCACCCUGCCUUUCUUAGUUAUCAUCAUCCUUAAGAUAAAGUAGUUGUCUUUUGAUCUUCGAAUCCUUGAAUUUGAUGCUUGCUGCAAAAGUUGUACUAUGUUUAACUAGUAAAACACUUUGUUGAUGUUUUGAUUUACUCAAAUGAUCGACUUAUGUCCUUUAUUGUAUU
Lycium barbarum (goji berry) is the source of this 1650-nucleotide messenger RNA. RefSeq names its product putative F-box protein At3g10430. The transcript has a single exon. Gene Ontology annotation, molecular function: protein binding. The coding region runs from base 183 to 1268 and encodes 361 amino acids. The record is from RefSeq and is a predicted model, not a curated record. NCBI's taxonomy places the organism in Eukaryota, Viridiplantae, Streptophyta, Magnoliopsida, Solanales, Solanaceae.